Arabis nemorensis is the source of this 789-nucleotide messenger RNA. NCBI's taxonomy places the organism in Eukaryota, Viridiplantae, Streptophyta, Magnoliopsida, Brassicales, Brassicaceae. The record is from the annotation of a GenBank genome assembly.
AUGAAACGUAACGAGCCAGAUCCCGAUUUGUGCUUCACCGGUGAACCAAUCUCCGCCGAUGAAGCUAGACAAAAAUGGCCAAUCCGUUACUCUUCUUCGGCGAUUAAAAUAGAGUCCACCGAUGCGGUAAAAUUCUUUGAUCCCUUAUAUGUCUCGAAAAGGGAGCUAAAGGCUAGAGUUCAUUACAAUGAAGCCAUUGUUGAUGGCGUUGUGUUGAAAUUAGGCGACGAUGUUUACGUUCAGGCCGGCGAGAACAAACCUAACCACAUUGCCAAAAUCAUUGAGCUUUUCGUGGGAUUAGAUGGCGAGCCCUACUUUAGAGCGCAAUGGUUUUAUAGACCAGAGAAUACGGUUAUUCAGGCUGUCGCAAAUUACGAAAACGAAAAACUUGUGCAAGAUAAAAGAGUGUUUCUUUCUAAUGUGGAAGAUGAUAACUCGCUUAACUGCAUUGACUCUAAAGUAAACAUUGCCAAGUUUCCGUUAAAGAUGAUGUCAGAAAACGAGGAGAGAGUUAUAUCACCGUCAUGUGAUUUCUUUUAUGACAUGACAUACGAAUUGGAUCACUUUACCUUCUCAAAUGCAGACAAUGAUAUUCACAAUGUGGAGAGCGAUGAAUCAACGGUCUCAAGCGAAAAUGAUUCAAAAUGUGGUGCUUCCUACAACAAAGAAUUAUAUCUGUUGGAUUUAUACUCCGGUUGCGGAGCCAUGUCUACAGGACUGACCAUUGGCGCCUCAUAUUCAGAAAUGGAGGAGGCUAUGCCAAAAGUUUGGACUUGUCUUCACGACUGA